Molecule: messenger RNA, 2319 nt
Organism: Symbiodinium sp. CCMP2456
Lineage: Eukaryota; Dinophyceae; Suessiales; Symbiodiniaceae
Source: the annotation of a GenBank genome assembly
AUGCGCGCGUUGACCCGCAACGAGCCGCUGGAACGCCACAAUCUGCCAGGCAGCGCUCCCGGUGUAGUAGUGGACGGAGCUGGGUCGACUGAAGCCAAUGGCAUCUAUGUUAGAACUGGCUUCAAGGUAGCCAACACCGAGGUUUUCCAGAAGCGCGGAACCUGUUUGGUGAUGCUGAAGCGAGGUGAAGACCUGAACUGGAGCCUCAUCAAUCUGAACGGCCUCAGGGGCAAGAGUGACAAGGCCCCCAAAGAAGAGGACAUCAGCUCCGGGGUCUACACAUUCUCGCCAGCAAAGCUCAGAUGGAACCCGAACUCGACCACCUUGUACCAGGUCGCCCCAAGCUUGCACAGCAGAGACAAUCUCCUGCCACCGCACGUGGGGUGGACGGUUGUGGAUGGGCUUUCUCCGGCCCCCAGCGUCAACUUCUGCACCUCCGACAGUCUCAGACCCGAGAAGUUGCUGGCAGCUGCGAUCCCCGGGAAGCUCCUGACACGGAUUGCAGAAACUGCUCCGACCGUCGCGAAAGUGCAGACCUCCAUCCAUCAGGCUUGGAGGACGGAUGCGCAGCAGACGCUCCCGCGUAUACUGCGAUGGGGGACCAGCGAGACUUCCAAAGCUCGGAAGCAAGUGAAGGUGAAGGGAGAAGGGCGCUUGGCUCAAACCCUUUCGUUGCCAGAUCUUCGCAGCCCGGCUGCGUUGCUCAUGCCCGAGGGCGAAACCGUCAUGGUGAUCUACAGCUUGGUCAUUGGAAGGCCCAGCUUCCACUUCGACUGGGGGCUCUCCUUCCACGAGAAGGAGCUCCGAGACACAGGCAGAAGGAUCGUGGAAGCGGUGGAGCCAAAUUCUCCGUUCGACCGCUGGAACAUCUGGCAGAUGGAUGAGGACGAGAAGGAUGAGCAGGAGGAGGAAUCUGUUCUGCAGCGGGAGAUCUCUGUCACAGGCGGCGAAGCACGGUUGUUGGGUUUGGCCCUGGCGGACGUCUAUGGCACCCGGGCCAAGAACGGGCUUAGCCACGCCAAGGACUACUACUUGGAGCUCCCUCCAGUUUCUUGCUCCAUGCAGAAAUGGAGUGAGCUCGCUUGUUUGGCGCGAGAAGGUGCUGUGGCCUGCUGCCCGACUGCUGCAGCAUUUUUCGACGGGCUCUGUGAAGGUUUGGGCUGGGACGUCUACGAGUCGCUCUUGGACUUCGAGAUCUACACCCUUGAGCUGCAGCGCCGAGAGCGCGUGCAAGCUCGAAUCCGUCCCCCGACCGACACGUCCAGCAGCUCCGACAGUAGCGAGAGCUUGGUUCUCGAUGCAAGCACUACAGAGGAGGAAUCUGAGGUCUCGGGCACCGGGGCUGUCGACACAGAGGCCUCUGAGCCGUCAGGGAAGCGCAAGAAGCCGCACACUGGCCGAUGCACUGGCUUUGCCAUUGCCGGUGAUUCGAGCAAGAUCGGAGGCGUCGGUGACGCUGUGCUAGUGUCACAAACAGUGGAUCUUCCUGGGCUUCUUUACGGUUUUGGAGAUUUCGACUGUGUGCUGCGGCUGCAGCUGCCUGGUUUGGAAGUUCUGGCAUACGACUGUGACGGCAGGUUCUGUCCGGUGGGAAUGAAUUCUGCUGGCCUGGGAGUCUGCGUGUUUAACCUGCACGACAGGCAGACAGACGGCUUCGAGAAGCCGUCGAUCAGCGUGCAGACCUUGGUCUGGGAACUACUGCUUUGUGGCCACACAUUGCGCUCGGCGCUGGCGUGGCUACAGCAACUGAAGCUGCCGCCAAUGUGCGGCAGCGGACUGCUUCUUGUGGAUGCGAGCGGCGCUGCCACGGUAGAGUUGAAUCCAGGUGGCCCUGUGAUCGGCGAUGUCCACCUGGAAGACCCGGUUCUGCGGGCCAACCAUCCGAUUCUGUCGAAGUCUGCAACAACAUUUGGGGCCGGCAAAAAAGCUCGGCGUGAUUCGGAACGCCGCCUGCAGGCAGUGGAGGCGGAGCUGGAACGGCGAAAGGACGCAGAUGCAAAGGAGCAGUUUGAUGGCGGCGCUGCCAUCUCUGUUCUGCGGAAGGCCAAGAAGGUCAGAAAUAUUGCCACCCUGGCGGUCAUUGGUCUCGAUCUACUGCGAGGCCGGCUUCUUGUUGAGUUCCGAGAGCGGCAGUCGGUCUCAAACGUCGAGGCUGCGCGAUUUGCUGUGGAGUUUGGCUUGGCGCCCAAGAUUGUGGAUCGUGCCCUGUUGCAAGGAGGUCUCCAGAUGGAGACCAAGAGGCUCCGCAUGACCAGCGGUGAAUCAGGGCUUCACGUCACCCGUUGGACUCGACAUUGCUUUUCGCUCUCGACAGACGAG